Rotaria sp. Silwood2 is the source of this 918-nucleotide messenger RNA. NCBI's taxonomy places the organism in Eukaryota, Metazoa, Rotifera, Eurotatoria, Philodinida, Philodinidae. The record is from the annotation of a GenBank genome assembly.
AUGACACUCCAGAAUAACUCAAUUUCACCCGAGUUUAAAUCAUGGUUUAUUCCUCUUGAUAUUUUAAACAUGAUAUGUUGUAUCAUUGCUGUUAUACUUGCUCUAAUCUUUUUAUUGGCUAUUAUUUUUGAUAAAGCAUGUUAUAGAGUUCCAAUGUUACUCGUUGCCAAUUCAUGUUUAGCUGAACUUAUAUUUAGUAGUGAUAUGUUGGCUACGGUUCUAUUUAGACUUCACAAUGAUCUUAAACAAAUUUACUUCUAUGACUCAUUUUGCAUUUUAAUGACCUUUAUAGCUUAUAUGACAGUUGGAAUACAAAAUUAUUCUUAUUUAUUACAAGCUAUCUAUAGAUAUAUUUUAAUUGUUUAUUCACCUCGAUUAUUUUAUCGAUCAGUUAGAUUUCAAACAUUUCUCAUUAGCCUAACAUGGAUUUGUUGUAUUAUCUAUCCUAUUCCAUUAGUGUUUACUGGUCAAAUAAAGUAUCUCGCUCAUGAACAACUAUGUCAAAUGCCUCUUGAACUUUCGUUUUUAACGAUAUUCAAUGCAUUUUAUAUUUAUCUAUUUCCAAUGCUAAGCAUAAUAUUAAUAUAUUUAAAAAUGGUUCGAUUUGUACGAAAAAUGCGUCAGCGUGUAACUCCGGUUAAUAGAUUACUUCAUGCUCAACGAGAAUUACGAAUGAUUCGACGUAUAGUUUUACUUGUAUCCAUUUUAGUUGCAUUUGGUUUUCCUUAUCAAACCUUUAUUUUUAUGUCAUUUUUCAAUAGUGCACCAAAAUAUCAUUUUCGUAUGGCUUUUACAUUUAUCGAUGUAUCAUUAGUAUUUAUAUUGAUUGCUCUUUUUGAAAUUACAGAACCAUUAAAAACUUCUUUAAUGAAAAGAAUAAAUUUUCGACCAACCAAUGUUAUACGUACAGUGUCAUAA